This is a messenger RNA of Linderina pennispora, 2161 nucleotides long. RefSeq lists its product as uncharacterized. The transcript has a single exon. The coding region runs from base 142 to 1788 and encodes 548 amino acids. NCBI's taxonomy places the organism in Eukaryota, Fungi, Kickxellomycota, Kickxellomycetes, Kickxellales, Kickxellaceae. The record is from RefSeq and is a predicted model, not a curated record.
CUCCUCCCUUUCCACUCCUCACCACCACCACCACCACCACAAACCCCCUCCAAGCAAUAGCUCUUCCACCUCUCCUAGCUUAUUCAGCACCCUUGUUCUAACCCUUGAACAGCCUUUCACCUUUUCAUUCAAGUGGUUGCAAUGGAUAUUGACCAGGCCGACAACCAGCUGGCAGUGAUCUCCCAAAUCGACAUCGCCGGCCUGUGCGCAUCGUCGCUGUAUCCUGGCUCCACCUAUAUGGAGUACACCCGCAUUAUGAACUUCGUCGAGACAGAUCCCGAUUCUCUUGAUGAACUACCGGACUCUGCAUUUAGCGUGCUCUUCAUCCAUUGCCGCGUCGAUAUAAAUGACCACGACCCCUCGUCAGCAGCUGGAACCCCGCGGCAGUGGUAUCUCAACCUACAGUUUCUCAUUGACGCUGGCAAGCUGAACCUGGUAACUGAGAUUCGUGUCGUCAUGCACGACGAAAGUCACCAGCCGCUGGAGCUGGAUAUGAUUCUGAAGGAAAUCACUGCUGACAUUGGUGGGCCUCUUCCAAACGUGCACUCUAUUCUCUUUCUUGGACAAGGUAUCUUCACCGCAGGUCGCCUCCAGACUGCCUUUGUCAGAAACAAGAACGCAAGGAAAGCUGUUGAGCAUAUGGUGUACCUGUUUCCUCGUAUCAACAGUGUGAAGUAUCACCUGCUCAAGGAGUGGGUGCCAUCGCCCGGACAUCGUCAGCCUCUGUCUGCUAACGCAUGCCCACUGUAUGCGCUGACUAUCAAAGCAUACAUCCACCAGCUGGAGCACAUUCAGUUGCUUAUCGGUACUCCUCUGUCAUUCGACAAAUUCUUUGGCCUCAUCUCUUUGUCCAUUGACAUCCAGAAUUUCCGCCAGUACACCGGUUUGGCUCUCAUCCCGACCAACCAUCUUCGUACCCUCACCCUUUAUCGAAUUGACGGUGUUAUCCCAUGGGCAUUGUUCAAGUCACCUCAGGGCGUGCUGGCAUUUGACGUCCUUGAAGUUCUGUGCCUGCAAUUCAUCCAAAGGAGCAGACACCUCAUGCCAUUCCCUGGCCUUGACUACAACAUCUCCUCCCCGAAGCUUAAAGAACUGCGUGUCGUUGGCUUGUUAUAUGUUUAUGCUGAUAUUCUUGGCUACUUCUUGGUGAACGAUAUCUCGGAUCUGACGAUUUUCGAUGAGCCUUCCGGCUUCGACCGCAUCAACAAACGCGCUUUAGAGACGGUAAACUACCUUAACAUUGGCCACCCUACAAGCACAAGGGUAGAGAACUGCUACUCGGCCGCUUCUGUCGAUCGUCUUUUUGCCCUGAAGUCCAAUCUUAGGAUGGCCGUCAUUAGCUGGUUCAGAUGGCCGUUGCCUCUGCACAUUGAGUGGACCAACCUGAACGACCUGAAUUUUUCAGCAAGCAUCGCCACUAAGGAUGGAAUCGCCAACCUGAUCCUGCAGCUUCCAGCGCUGCAGUCUAUAAAGAUCGAUUGCGAAUCUAUGUGCAUUGACGACGCUGCUGCCUCAGUAUUCCCCGACCAAGCAAACAGAAACACUAUGGCCAUCUAUACCCUUAGAGCCCGCAAGAGCUCGCCUAUCAGCCAAUGCCUAGAGCAAUUCCACAUCAUAUCUAAGAAGAACUUUGAUAUCGAAGGGUUCUGCGAGCUGGUUGCGCUUCUGCCUAGAAUCGCCAGGAUCAAGAUCAAUUUCUACCAUGUCCAGGAUGUCCAGGCCAUGCUGCCUCACUAUGUCAAGGCGGCCCGCAGCAUCGAUAUUUCUGCCUACCCUUACGCGUUCUGAUGUUUUUAUAGCUCAUUAGCAUAUAGCUUUAACCCUGAGAGGUCUGUUGCUCUCCGGUAACGCACCUCAGCGUCCUGAGAGCACAUGUUUGCUGAAAUCAGUGCCUUUUCGAUUUUUGCGGCUGAAUUAUCGUCCAAUAUUGUGCAACCUCGCUGUUUGUUGAGACGGUCCGAUGGGACCUAGGUGGAAACCGGUUAUCAUUUAUCAAAACAUUACUGAUGUUUUGUCUUCAAAAAAAGUAACAAUGUGGGCCAGCUGAUAGUUGUUCCAAGUCAAUAGCGUCAAUAACUUUCGUAUUGAUAGCUACUGAUAGCCUAACAUAAUUUUCUGCCACUUACUGUAGGCGCCUAAGCCAGUAGACAGCAAUAGCCGU